This is a messenger RNA of Saccostrea echinata, 586 nucleotides long. Its product is annotated as CD151 antigen-like. The transcript is spliced from 6 exons. Bases 1 to 567 code for a protein of 188 amino acids. Gene Ontology annotation, cellular component: membrane. The record is from RefSeq and is a predicted model, not a curated record. Lineage: Eukaryota; Metazoa; Mollusca; Bivalvia; Ostreida; Ostreidae.
AUGACGAUAGUAUUCAUCGUAUUAUUAACAACUUCAGUGCUCGUCUUCCUGUUCCUUGGCCAGACGUUACAUCAGACGAAGGAAUCGAUGAAGACUGUCUUGAUAGAGAAGUACGGAGUGAACCAACAAGAUCCAGAAAAUCGUGUGGUGACGGAAAUGUGGGAUUUCCUACAGAAGCAGUUGAAGUGUUGCGGUGUCUCAGGAGACGCCAACUCCACAGACUCCUGGGCAAUCUACAAAAUAAAGUCAGAAUGGUUCAGAACCCAAGAAUCCGAUAGUCAGUUAGUCCCGGAGAGCUGUUGUAACCCGGAUGGUGAUCUAGCGAUGUGUAACAGAGUCUCCUCCUUCGAGGGCCCUCCAAAUUAUGACCCACCGUUUGUCGGUCCCUAUAGGAAAAACCCUAACAUGUAUCACACGGGUUGUUAUGACGAAAUUGUUCACUACAUUCAAGGCCACGCCCUUAUGAUUGGUGGAAUUGCAAUAGCCGCCAUUGUUGUCAUGCUUUUUGGAGUCAUAUUCGGGGUAUGUUUAUGUCGGUCCAUACGGAGUCGAGGCUAUAGAUAUUAACAUUUAUUCAUAAUACUGC